UAUUCUAUUCCUUGAGACACGAUGUUGGCCCUUGUUGGCACGUGUGCCGAGUGUGGCCAUUAGCUCCUGACCGUCCAUCACCAUCCAAACCAUUGCUACCUCCUUCGAUUUGCCACCCACGAUCAGCAGUCUCUAAACAGAAAGCAUGGAAGGGCUCACCCUGCAGCUGAUUCGCGGCCGUUGGUUCAUGGUCUUCGCCUCGUUCCUGAUCAUGUCAGGGGCUGGUGCUUCCUACAUAUACGGCAUCUACUCCAGCGACAUAAAAUCAUCAAUGUCCUACGACCAGCAAACGCUCAACACCCUCGGAUUCUUCAAAGACCUCGGUGCCAACGUCGGUAUCCUCUCCGGCCUAAUCAACGAAGUGACCCAGCCAUGGGCGGUCCUCGCCAUCGGUGCAGCCAUGAACUUCUCUGGCUACUUCAUGAUCUGGCUCGCCGUGACAGGCCGCAUCACCCAACCUGCAGUCUGGCAAAUGUGCCUCUACAUCUGCAUUGGCGCCAAUUCACAGACCUUCGUCAACACCGGCGCACUCGUCACCUGCGUCAAGAACUUCCCAGAGAGCCGUGGCAUCAUAAUCGGCCUCCUCAAGGGCUAUCUCGGUCUCAGUGGUGCCAUUUUCAAUCAACUCUAUCUAGCAAUCUACGGCCACGAUUCAAAGUCACUGAUCCUACUGAUUGCGUGGUUCCCAGCUGCACUCUUCGUCGCCUUUCUUGGAACAAUUCGGAUAAUAAAACCCGUUCGGCAGCCAAACGAGCUCAAGAUAUUCUACUCAUUUCUCUACACUGUACUCGCGCUCGCCGGAUAUCUCAUGCUUAUAAUCAUUAUUGAGAAGCAGUUCAACUUCUCCGCUCCUGAGUAUGGUGGCAGUGCAGCCGUCGUUCUUUUCUUGAUAUUCCUCCCUGUUGGUAUUGUCUUGAGAGAAGAGAUUUCAAUAUGGAAGCUCAAAAACAAAUCCACGAUAUCCGUCGAGAUACAAGAACAACCAUCUGUAUCAGCAAUUCCACCACCCCCACCACCGAUUCCUUCAUCUCCCAAACAGCAGCUAUCAGCUACACGAACACCCAUUUCCCGCAUUGCAAAUAUAUUUAAGUCGCCAAAGAGAGGCGAGGACUACACCAUCCUCCAAGCGCUCGUGAGCAUCGACAUGCUAAUCAUCUUCAUCGUGAUUAUAUGCGGCCUCAGCGGCACUCUGACAGCAGUAGACAACAUGGGUCAGAUCGGCGAGUCGUUGGGAUACCCACAUCACACGAUCGGCACCUUUGUAUCAUUGAUAAGUAUAUGGAACUUCUGCGGUAGGGUGGCGGCUGGUUUUGUAUCUGAAAUUCUCCUAUCUAGGUACAGGUUCCCACGACCGUUGAUUCUCACGUGGGUCCUACUCCUCUCUUGUGUGGGCCACCUCCUGAUUGCAUUCCCCACCUCAGGGUCCCUCUACAUAGCGUCGGUGAUCAUCGGAUUCUGCUUCGGAGCGCCAUGGCCGUUGAUCUACGCCAUCAUUUCUGAAGUUUUUGGACUCAAGUACUAUGGUACAUUGUACAAUUUUGGCGCCCUUGCUAGCCCGCUUGGAUCGUAUAUAUUCAAUGUGAAGGUGGCGGGGCUACUUUACGAUCGGGAGGCGAUGAAGCAGCGGGCGGUUGUGGGUGGGGCUAUUACCGGCAAGUUGACUUGUAUUGGGCCUAAGUGUUAUAGAUUGUCGUUCAUCAUCAUCACGGUUGUGACUUUCAUUGGAUCGUUGGUUUCACUUGUGCUUGUGAUCAGAACAAGGAAAUUCUACAAGAGUGAUAUCUACUCGAGAUUCCGAGAGGUGGGUGAGAUGGGAACGGAUGAGACUUGUGCCGACCGCAAUGGGAAUGAUGGGAGAGAGAAGGAUGAGGAGAGAGCGUCUUCUACAGCUACGAUGGAUGACAACAAGCUAUAGAGUGAGAGAGAGGGAGGGGAAUGCGGAUCGUCUGUUUCUUGGGCAGAGGAAUUUCCUGUGUCCUCGAAUUUCAUGACCCUGUUAGGUCACAUGGUCAUGUUUAUGUAAAAUCAGUCCCGACCACCAAGCGCAUCCCUCCUGUUAUAGGCCGAAAGCCCAAAAAUCAACAGCAUCUAUAAUUCAGUGGAAGAUAUGAUUGGAAACAACGUACUUUCCAUUAGUGUGGUAAAUAAAGUAUGGGUAUGAAUUUUGGGCCACCAGACUAAAUUGUUGUGUAAUUUAAUGAUGGGAGUAAGUAUCAAUUCGAUCAUGAAAA
Messenger RNA from Magnolia sinica, 2231 nucleotides. RefSeq lists its product as uncharacterized. Gene Ontology annotation, molecular function: transmembrane transporter activity. Gene Ontology annotation, cellular component: membrane. The transcript has a single exon. Gene Ontology annotation, biological process: transmembrane transport. The record is from RefSeq and is a predicted model, not a curated record. Bases 146 to 1915 code for a protein of 589 amino acids. NCBI's taxonomy places the organism in Eukaryota, Viridiplantae, Streptophyta, Magnoliopsida, Magnoliales, Magnoliaceae.